GGGAGGGUCGGAUUCCCCAGCCCUCCAGCCCCCAAGCACUGGUGGACCGGGGGCCGAGACUGGUUAGGGUGGAAGGACCCUCUUAGCUCCUUCCGGGUGCAGGCCCCGCUCCGGGCUCCCGGGGCAGCGGAGAGGGCCGCCAGUCUGGUGCUCGCCAAGAGGGGAGAGCCGCCGAGUUAGGCCACGAGGGGGCGCUGCGGAGCUGGGGGACACCCCUCCCUGUCCUCCUCAGUCCCCCGCCCCCUCCCCGCCCGCGCGCAAAACAUACUCGCCCCAGAGGCAGCGCCGCGGAGCCGGACCCGCGGCCGGAGCGAAGCCGGAGAACGGCGGUGGCGGCGGCGGCACCAUGACCCUGGGCAGCUGCUGCUGCGAGAUCAUGUCCUCCGAGAACUCUCCGGCCGCGCUGUCCGAGGCGGACGCAGACAUAGACGUGGUGGGCGGCGGCGGCGGCGGUGGCAGCAGCGGCGGUGGGGGGGAGCUCCUCGCUCGCUCCGGGCCCCGGGUCCCCCGGGACGCGCUCCCGAACGGCCCCGAGCCGCCCUCGGAGGAAGCCGAGGCGGACGCCGCGGAGGAAGAGGAGUCGGGCGGCUGCUCGGACGGCGAGCCCCGCGCUCUAGCGCCCCGGGGGGCUGCGGCCGCAGCGGGGAGCCCCGGGCCGGGCGCGGCGGCGGCGGCGGCGGCGGCCCGAGGCGCGGCGGGGCCCGGGCCGGGGCCGCCGUCGGGGGGCGCGGCGACGCGGAGCCCGCUGGUGAAGCCGCCCUACUCAUACAUCGCGCUCAUCACCAUGGCCAUCCUGCAGAGCCCCAAGAAGCGCCUGACGCUGAGCGAGAUCUGCGAGUUCAUCAGCGGGCGCUUCCCCUACUACCGGGAGAAGUUCCCCGCCUGGCAGAACAGCAUCCGCCACAACCUCUCGCUCAACGACUGCUUCGUCAAGAUCCCCCGCGAGCCGGGCAACCCGGGCAAGGGCAACUACUGGACGCUGGACCCGGAGUCGGCAGACAUGUUCGACAACGGCAGCUUCCUGCGGCGCCGCAAGCGCUUCAAGCGGCAGCCCCUGCCGCCGCCGCCACACCCACACUCGCACCCGCACCCAGAGCUGCUGCUGCGUGGCGGGGCCGCGGCGGCGGGGGACCCCGGCGCCUUCCUGCCUGGCUUCGCCGCCUACGGCGCCUACGGCUACGGCUACGGGUUGGCGCUCCCCGCCUACGGCGCCCCCCCUCCCGGCCCGGCCCCGCACCCGCACCCGCACCCACACCCGCACGCCUUCGCUUUCGCCGCUGCCGCCGCCGCCGCCGCCACUGCUCCCUGCCAGCUGUCGGUGCCCCCCGGCCGUGCCGCUGCGCCUCCGCCCGGACCUCCGACGGCCUCGGUGUUCGCGGGAGCGCCCUCCGCUCAGGCCCCGGCGCCAGGCACGGGGUCGGGCCCGGGCUCGGGACCCGCUGGCCUUCCCGCCUUCCUGGGCGCAGAGCUGGGCUGCGCCAAAGCCUUCUACCCCGCGUCCUUGAGCCCCCCUGCAGCCGGCACCGCGACCGCCGGCCUGUCCACCGCGCUCCUGCGCCAAGGCCUCAAGACGGACACGGGCGGCGGUGCGGGCGGCGGGGGCACCGCCGGGGCCGGGCAGAGGCCUUCCUUCUCCAUAGACCACAUCAUGGGCCACGGUGGCGGCGGCGGCGGCGGCGGGACUGCACCCCCGGGCGGAGGCGAGGGCUCGCCGGGAUCGCCGUUCGCUGCGGCGGCGGGUCCAGGAGGUCAAGCCCAAGUCUUGGCCAUGCUGACUGCCCCUUCCUUGGCUCCUGUGGCCGGCCACAUCCGCCUCUCGCACCCUGGGGAAGCCCUCCUGUCCUCAGGGCCCCCGUUUGCCGGCAAAGUGGCCGGCCUCAGUGGCUGCCACUUCUGACCGCGUCGGGGCUCAGGGCCCCUGGUGCCCGCCCUCAGCCUCUCCCGGCGGCUCCCCCGGUCGGUCCCAGCGGAACUCAGGGAGUCUAUUGGCGAAGAGUCUCUCCAGACCUUGGGCCGGAUCGCUCGCGCCACUUGGCUCCGCGU
Messenger RNA from Pipistrellus kuhlii (Kuhl's pipistrelle), 2043 nucleotides. It is a transcript of the gene FOXD2, whose product is annotated as forkhead box D2. The transcript has a single exon. NCBI's taxonomy places the organism in Eukaryota, Metazoa, Chordata, Mammalia, Chiroptera, Vespertilionidae. Gene Ontology annotation, molecular function: RNA polymerase II cis-regulatory region sequence-specific DNA binding; DNA-binding transcription factor activity, RNA polymerase II-specific. The coding region runs from base 347 to 1897 and encodes 516 amino acids. Gene Ontology annotation, biological process: cell differentiation; regulation of transcription by RNA polymerase II; anatomical structure morphogenesis. The record is from RefSeq and is a predicted model, not a curated record.